AUGGACUUCACUUUUGUGAAUGAGAGCUUAGAAAAAAUUUCGUUCUGUUAUUCUCACCCUUCUUUCUUUCUUUCUUUCUUUCUUUCUUUCUUUCUUUCUGUUCCGUUCUAUUAUUCUCAUCUUUCUUUCUUUCUUUCUUUCUUUCUAUUAUUCUCAUCUUUCUUUCUUUCUUUCUUUUUUCUUUCUUUCUUUCUUUCUUUCUGUUCCGUUCUAUUAUUCUCAUCUUUCUUUCUUUCUUUCUUUCUUUCUUUCUGUUCCGUUCUAUUAUUCUCAUCUUUCUUUUUUUCUUUCUUUCUUUCUUUUUUCUUUCUUUCUUUCUUUCUUUCUUUCUUUCUGUUCCGUUCUAUUAUUCUCAUCUUUUCUUUUUUCGUUCUAUUAUUCUCAUCUUUCUUUCUUUCUUUCUUUCUUUCUUUCUUUCUGUUCCGUUCUAUUAUUCUCAUCUUUCUUUCUUUCUUUCUUUCUUUCUUUCUUUCUUUCUUUCUUUCUUUCUUUCCGUUUAUUAUUCUCAUUUUCUUUCCGUUUUCUUUCUUCUCAUCUUUCUUUCUUUCUUUCUUUCUUUCUUUCUUUCUUUCUUUCUUUCUUUCUUUCUAUUCUCAUCUUUCUUUCUUUCUUUCUUUCUUUCUUUCUAUUAUUCUUUCAUCUUUCUUUCUUUCUUUCUUUCUUUCUGUACCGUUCUAUUAUUCUCAUCUUUCUUUUUUCUUUCUUUCUUUUUCUUUCUUUCUUUCUUUCUUUCUUUCUUUCUUUCUAUUCCGUUCUGUUAUUCUCAUCCUCCUUUCUUUCUUUUUUCUUCUUAAUUUCUUUCGUUCUUUCUUUCUUUCUUUCUUUCUUUCUUUCUUUCUUUCUUUCUUUCUUUCUAUUCCGUUCUAUUAUUCUCGUCUUACUUUCUUUCUUUCUUUCUUUCUUUCUUUCUUUCUUUCCGUUCUAUUAUUCCGUUCUUUCUUUUAUUCUCAUUCUUCCUCCUUUCUUUUUUUCUUUUUUUUCUUAAUUUCUUUUCUUUUUUUUUUUUUUUCUUUCUUUCUAUUAUUCCGUUCUUUAUUCUCAUCCUUUCCUUUCUUUCUUUUUUAUUCUUCUUUUUUUCUUAAUUUCUUUCGUUCUUUCGUUUUUCUUUCUUUCUUUCUUUCUUUUCCGUUCCGUUCUAUUAUUCUCAUCUUUCUUUUUCUUUCUUUUUUCUUCCGUUCUAUUCCGUUCUAUUUCUUCUUUUCUUUCCGUUCUUUCGUCUUUCUUUUCUUUUCCGUUCUAUUAUUCUCGUCUUACUUUCUUUCUUUCUUUCUGUUCCGUUCUAUUAUUCUCGUCUUUCUUUCUUUCUUUCUAUUCCGUUCUAUUAUUCUCGUCUUACUUUCUUUCUUUCUUUCUUUCUUUCUGUUCCGUUCUAUUAUUCUCAUCUUUCUUUCUUUCUUUCUUUCUAUUCCGUUCUAUUAUUCUCGUCUUACUUUCUUUCUUUCUUUCUUUCUUUCUUUCUAUUCCGUUCUAUUAUUCUCGUCUUACUUUCUUUCUUUCUUUCUUUCUUUCUAUUCCGUUCUAUUAUUCUCGUCUUACUUUCUUUCUUUCUUUCUUUCUUUCUUUCUAUUCCGUUCUAUUAUUCUCGUCUUACUUUCUUUCUUUCUUUCUUUCUUUCUGUUCCGUUCUAUUAUUCUCAUCUUUCUUUCUUUCUUUCUUUCUAUUCCGUUCUAUUAUUCUCGUCUUACUUUCUUUCUUUCUUUCUUUCUUUCUUUUAUUUACUCACUGAAACCAAGUAAUGGAAUGGGUUGUUUUGGAGGAAUUGACACAUCCACGUCGUUUGAUGACACAGUGUUCAUGAGUUUUGAUCCCAACCUGGGACUUUUCGACGAAAAGCAAUCCAGCUUCCACGUCAUUCAACAAGGUUACAAUGCAAUACAGUGCCAACCAAAUUAUCAGGCCAAAGAACUAACUGACUGUCUCUACAGUAAUGUUUUAGAACCAAGCGAACAAUGGAGCCACAUACCUCUUCCUCCAGUUCAGUAUGAUACAUAUACCCAAGAACCGCACCGAACUCCCGAGUUCAUGGAUAUCAGCGAAAUGAAAAAGGAAUUACCAGACGAUAUCGCUUUUAGCAACACUUGCGAGAAGCCAAUGAGAAGAAAACCUGGCCGCAAAAAAGGACAACGUAAGUGUUAA
This is a messenger RNA of Acanthosepion pharaonis, 2136 nucleotides long. The record is from the annotation of a GenBank genome assembly. Lineage: Eukaryota; Metazoa; Mollusca; Cephalopoda; Sepiida; Sepiidae.